AUGUCAGCGGCGAACUCUGCUUCUCUUUAUGUCGGCGAGCUUGAUCCCUCCGUCACCGAGGCCAUGCUCUUUGAGCUCUUUUCUCAGAUCGGCGCCGUUGCCUCCAUCCGCGUUUGCCGUGACGCCGUCACCCGCCGCUCGCUUGGCUAUGCCUACGUCAACUACAACGCGACUCCUGACGGCGAAAAGGCCCUGGAGGAGCUCAACUACACUUUGAUCAAGGGCCGUCCUUGCCGUAUCAUGUGGUCUCAGCGUGACCCGGCCCUUCGCAAGACGGGCCAAGGUAACGUCUUCAUCAAGAACCUCGACGUCGCCAUCGACAACAAGGCUCUUCACGACACCUUUGCUGCUUUCGGCAACAUUCUGAGCUGCAAGGUUGCCCAGGACGAGCACGGCAACUCCAAGGGAUACGGGUUUGUCCACUACGAGACUGAUGAGGCUGCUCAGCAGGCUAUCAAGCACGUCAACGAGAUGAAGGCCAACUUCACCAACGUCUAUGUCAAGAACAUCCACAGCGAUGCUACCGACGAAGAAUUCCGCGAGCUGUUCGAGCAGUAUGGCGACAUCACCUCGGCGUCCCUUGCCCGCGACCAGGAAGGCAAGAGCCGCGGGUUUGGCUUCGUUAACUUCACCACCCACGAGAGUGCUGCCAAGGCCGUUGACGAGCUCCAUGGCAGGGACCUCCGCGGCCAAGACCUGUAUGUUGGCCGCGCUCAGAAGAAGCACGAGCGCGAGGAGGAGCUCCGCAAGUCCUACGAGGCGGCCCGCAUCGAAAAGGCCAGCAAGUACCAGGGCGUCAACCUUUACAUCAAGAACCUGGACGACGACGUGGACGACGAGAAGCUCCGGCAUAUGUUCUCCGAGUUUGGCCCCAUCACUUCGGCAAAGGUGAUGCGAGACUCUCCGCUCGAGGGUGGAGAGGAGAAGAAAGAAGAUAAGGAAGGCAAGGACAAGGAGAACAAGAAGGACGACGCCAAGGAAAGCGACGAGGAGGACUCAUCUGACAAGAAGUCUGACAAAAAGGCGGAUAAGAGGCUCGGUAAGAGCAAGGGCUUCGGUUUCGUCUGCUUCAGCAACCCCGACGACGCAACCAAGGCGGUGGCUGAGAUGAACCAGCGAAUGAUCAACGGCAAGCCUCUUUACGUUGCCCUCGCACAGCGCAAGGAUGUGCGCAAGAACCAGCUUGAGGCCAGCAUCCAGGCCCGCAACCAGCUGCGCAUGCAGCAAGCUGCCGCUGCCGCCGGAAUGCCCCAGCAGUACAUGCAGCCUCCUGUCUUCUACGCCCCUGGCCAGCAGCCGGGCUUUAUCCCCCAAGCCGGCCGUGGGAUGCCCUUCCCUCAGCCAGCAAUGGGCAUGGGUGGUGUCCAAGGCGGUCGCCCUGGCCAGUUCCCUGGCUACCCGCAGCAGGGCGGCCGCGGUGGUGUCCCCCAGCAGAUGCCUCCCAAUCUCUAUGGCGUUCCCCCCAACGCUGCCGGCGGAAUGCCGGGUGCCGGGGUGCCUGGCUUCCCUCCCAACAAUCGCCAACAGGGUGGCCGUGGUGGCGACAUGAACUCGGGCACGGUGCUGCAAGCUCAGAUUGCAGGCGCCCAGCCCGCCCAGCAGAAGCAGAUUCUUGGCGAGAUGAUCUUCCCCAAGAUUCAGGCCAUCAACGCAGAGCUUGCUGGGAAAAUCACCGGCAUGCUCCUCGAGAUGGAGAACUCCGAGCUCAUCAACCUCAUUGAGGACGAGGCCGCGCUCAAGGCCAAGGUCGACGAGGCCCUCGCCGUGUACGACGAGUACGUCAAGGCCCAGGGCUCCGAAGCCGGCGACACCAAAAAGGAGGAGGCGCCCAAGGCUUAG
Molecule: messenger RNA, 1839 nt
Organism: Hirsutella rhossiliensis
Lineage: Eukaryota; Fungi; Ascomycota; Sordariomycetes; Hypocreales; Ophiocordycipitaceae
Product: RNA recognition motif domain-containing protein
Exons: 6
Coding region: 1-1839 (612 amino acids)
Cellular component (GO): ribonucleoprotein complex
Molecular function (GO): RNA binding
Source: RefSeq, a predicted model, not a curated record